Molecule: messenger RNA, 1741 nt
Organism: Silurus meridionalis
Lineage: Eukaryota; Metazoa; Chordata; Actinopteri; Siluriformes; Siluridae
Product: chymotrypsinogen A-like
Exons: 6
Coding region: 407-1309 (300 amino acids)
Biological process (GO): proteolysis
Molecular function (GO): serine-type endopeptidase activity
Source: RefSeq, a predicted model, not a curated record
GUUUUUGGUUUUGUUAAAUACAAUAAUAGAUGAACACCACAUGUAUUAUAUAUAUCUAGCAUACACACACACACACACACACACACAAAUACACUUUAUACUAGCAUGAUUACAAUUAAUGAGCAAUUAAUACAAUUAAACAAUGUGCAAUAACUUGUUGACAGGACAUUACCAAACAUAGUGAUUUAAAUAUUUUGAGAAGUAAUUCACGCAUGUGCAGAAGUCCAGGACAUCAACACUGUUUGUCUCCUCUGGCUGAUCUCAAAUCAAGUUUGGAAGUGAGAAUUAUUUGAGUUGUAGUGGGUGAGUGGGGAAACUGACAUGUAACAGGUCACACAGGUUUAGUUUCCGUGUGCUUUGCUUAUACUACAACAAAGACAUUUACAUUACAUCAGGACCAGAGAGCAUGAAAAUGAAUUUGUGGAAAGGCGUGUGUGUUUUAUGUGGUCUACUCCUCAAUUCUACAGGAUCAUUCGCCCAGGUAGAUGGGUGUGGUCAAGCUCCACUUAACACCAAGAUUAUGGGUGGUGAAGAUGCUGUUCCUGGGUCCUGGCCUUGGCAGGUCAGCAUUCAAACAGGUGUCAGCCGUCUCUGUGGUGGCAGCUUGAUCAAUAAGAACUGGGUCUUAUCAGCUGCUCAUUGUUUCCAAAGUGUUUCAGCAGGUUCUCUCACACUUUUUCUAGGAAUGCAAAAUUUGGAUGGAAGUAAUCCCAAUAUGCAGACAAAAAGCGUGACCAAAUUUUUCAUCCACCAGCAGUAUAGCGCAGUCUCCAAAAACAAUGAUAUUGCACUAGUCCAGCUCUCCACUCCAGUGACGAUCAAUGAUUAUGUCAGGCCGGUGUGCCUCGCAACAAGCAGCAGUUCUUUACCUGUUGGUACUAAUGUCUGGGUCACAGGAUUUGGUCGAAUCUCUUCAAAUGUAAAUCUGCCAUCUCCUCAAACCCUGCAGCAGGUGCAGCUGCCAAUUGUCAAUAACAGUAACUGUGCAAAGGCAUUUGGAGCUGAAACUAUCACAGACAAUAUGUUGUGUGCUGGCUUAUAUCAGGGAGGAAAAGACUCAUGCCAGGGUGAUUCAGGAGGUCCACUGUUGUCCAAGUCCAGUGGCGCAUGGACUCAGGCUGGGAUUGUGAGCUUUGGCAAUGGCUGCUCUUUACCUAGUUUUCCGGGUGUGUACACCAGAGUGUCUCAGUAUCAAGACUGGAUUAACAGCACCAUCAACAGCACCAUCAACAGCACCAGUGGCUCCACUAAACAUCCCCUUUCUUUCUCCAUCAUCUCCUUUCUUCUCUUGCUCUAUAGCUUCCGUUGAUAAUAGCCAAAUUAAACAGGACAAGACAUGAUGUAAUUUAACAUGACUAUCAUAUUCUGUAUUUAUUUUAUAUUCUAUAUUCUUCAAUUUUAUAUGUAGCUUUCACUAACUAAUGUUAAGUACUUACUUUGUAAAUCAACAAAUCAGCUUUUAUUUGUGAAAUGUGAAACAAGUAAAAAAUUUGGCAAUUUAAGGAUUGGUUUCUCUGUCUUUUGGCAUAAUUAUAUCAAUUAAUGCAUAAAUUGCAUAAAAAGCUACUUUUCCCCUUUGAUUUGUAAACUGAAUGAUUAUACAGCAUAAGUUUUCUUUAUUAUUGUAGAUCCAAUAAAUAUGAACCUUAUAAAUGAAAAACAUUUUUUGUCAUUUUUUUGGGUUCUGUACUAUAAUAGAUCUACUACAUAGAUAGAUGUAUCUGUGGAUAUAGAUACAUAU